This is a messenger RNA of Mercenaria mercenaria, 501 nucleotides long. RefSeq lists its product as uncharacterized. Bases 121 to 501 code for a protein of 126 amino acids. The transcript has 3 exons. Lineage: Eukaryota; Metazoa; Mollusca; Bivalvia; Venerida; Veneridae. The record is from RefSeq and is a predicted model, not a curated record.
AGGAGUUCGCAGUCGAUGAAAUUUCAACUAAACUUCACCUUACUAGGUAAGUCUCGUUUAAUUUUCCAAUUUUCUUCUAUGUAACAUAAUCCUUCUACCUUAAAAUACAAUAUUUAAUAUAUGCAGGUGUCUCCAGUCAAAUAUUGUCAAGAGGGCAGUUUAGCGGUCAGGUGUCUGGGCCUAAAGGACGAGUCUGGGCUGGCGAAGGUAGCCCUUUUCAGUGACCUUGCUGAAAAGACUUACAGAGAGUGCAAAGUUAUUGAGCUGUCUGGUGUGUACAAGAAGGAGCACCAGUCGAAAAAACAGCUGGCCAUGACUCAUGGAACAAAACAUCAGUUCUUACCUGAUGACACUGUGAAAGUCGACAUAACUGAAGGGGACUCUGAGCACUUCAAAAGUGAUAAAGAUUUUUGUCUGGAGGACAAUGAAAUUCUGUCAAAUUUUGAGCUGGAUGCCAUAUAUGAAGUGACUGGGUACGACUGUUGUACCAAACAAGUCUGA